Messenger RNA from Folsomia candida, 1814 nucleotides. Its product is annotated as alkaline phosphatase. Gene Ontology annotation, molecular function: alkaline phosphatase activity. Gene Ontology annotation, biological process: dephosphorylation. The record is from RefSeq and is a predicted model, not a curated record. The transcript is spliced from 8 exons. Lineage: Eukaryota; Metazoa; Arthropoda; Collembola; Entomobryomorpha; Isotomidae. Bases 134 to 1774 code for a protein of 546 amino acids.
CACUUAUGCAACAUUUAUUUUAUCUUUGGAACAAAAACGUACUUGACAUUCAACCUGAUUUACGGAUUUACAAAACCAACAGUCAUUCACUUAAUGUGCAUGAAGGACAAUAGUUACAAAAAUUUACAUAAAAAUGAAUUCUUGGACAAUUUCGGUUGUGUUAAUUUUCUCUCUGUUAGGUUGGGAUUUGUGCAAUGGGAGCGCAAUUAAUCGGGGUGAAGAAGGUGGUGAAAGCGUACAUUUAAGUGAUGAAGAAAUGCAUCCCAGGCCACAAAAUUCUCGGAAAUGGACACGGCAAGAAGACGUUGAAGAUGCCGAGACGUGGUUCAGACUGGGCCAAGAAGGACUCCGAAAACGGAUCGAAGAGCCAAGAAGAGAGUCGAAAGCAAAGAACUUGAUCAUGUUCAUCGGUGACGGGAUGUCUGUCAGUACGGUCACAGCCUCACGAAUUUUCAAAGGUCAGCGGGAAGGACUUUUGUUUGGAGAAGAGGGCCAACUUCACAUGGACACAUUUCCUUACGUCGGUGCAUCCAAGACGUAUUGCAGCGAUUGGCAAGUGGCGGACUCGGCGUGCAGUUCAACCGCUUAUUUCACGGGAACGAAAGGUAACGCGAUGACGAUUGGAGUUAAACCCUCCGUCGUUUACCGAGACUGCGAGUCCCAAAUGAAUCCGGACCAUCAAGCCAGCUCAAUUCUGUUGUGGGCACAGAAUGCCGGGAUGUCGACUGGGGUGGUUACGACGACCACGGUAACACACGCAAGCCCGUCGGGGGCGUAUGCGCAUAUUGCCGAUCGCAACUGGGAGAAUGACCUGAAAAUUGCGGAGAGUGGGAUUGAUCCUGAAUUUUGUGAUGACAUUGCAGAACAGUUGGUAUUCAAGCAGCCAGGGUUGGGAAUCAACGUAAUUUUGGGGGGUGGCCGAAUUCACUGGUUGCCAAAUACGACAACAGACAUUGAAGGGAUGCCUGGCAAGCGGGGGGACGGAAAAGACCUCAUUUCUACUUGGUUGGGACAGAAGUGGGACGAGAGAGCGGUUCAUGUCAAUGGCAGAGCCCAGUUGUUGGCUACGGAUUUGUCACAGGUUGAUUACUUGUUGGGCCUCUUUGCUCCCGAGGGGAUCGAAUAUGCGGACAAGCAGCUGGAGAAGGACGACCCCACGCUGGCUGAGAUGACGGCGGCAGCAUUGCAAAUUCUGAGUAGAAACCCGAACGGGUUCUUCCUCUUCGUCGAGGGUGGGAGGAUAGACCAAGCUCACCAUGCGAACAAUGCGUACAGAGCGAUGGCAGAAACUCUCCAGUUUGAUGAAGCAAUACAACUCGCAGACAACAGAACAGAGGACACGGACACGUUGAUUGUCGUGUCCUCGGACCAUUCCCACUUAUUCACGAUUGCAGGCGACCCACUCCGAGGGAACGACAUUCUCGACUUUUCGGGAAACGAGGACAACGAGGAUGGGAUGCCUUUCACCACGCUGGCAUACAUUAACGGGAAGGGGUAUCGACCAGCGGAGCCAUUCAACGAAACUACUUGUUCCCGCAAGAAUAUUUCCUCGGACAAUCCUUUGGACAUUGACUAUUUGCAAGUUAGCCAGGUCCCACGAGGGUCAGCCACCCACGCUGGCGAGGACGUCCUCAUCUUCGCCAAGGGUCCAUUCGCCCACCUGUUCACAGGCGUCAACGACCAGAGCUACAUUCCACACGCGAUGGCGUUUGCCGCCUGCAUCAGUCCUUUUGAAAAUAAUUUCUGUUCUUCGUCAAAUAAGAACAAUAAAUAAGUCGCUCAGUAAAAUUCAGCUAAAUGCGCAAAUGCAGAAA